Molecule: messenger RNA, 1794 nt
Organism: Strongyloides ratti
Lineage: Eukaryota; Metazoa; Nematoda; Chromadorea; Rhabditida; Strongyloididae
Product: Frizzled-4
Exons: 5
Coding region: 1-1794 (597 amino acids)
Biological process (GO): non-canonical Wnt signaling pathway; canonical Wnt signaling pathway
Cellular component (GO): plasma membrane
Molecular function (GO): Wnt-protein binding; Wnt receptor activity
Source: RefSeq, a predicted model, not a curated record
AUGUUAGUUAAUAAUUCAUUUAAAAUAUUUCAAACUUUUUUAAUAAACAUAUUUUAUUUAUCUACAAUUGUCUCAGCAUCUAUAUUUGAUCAGACUAACAAGAAUCGUUGUGUUCCGAUAACAUUACCAAUAUGUAAAGAUAUUCCAUAUAAUUAUACAUUUAUACCAAAUCCCAUAUUCCCACAUAAUCCAGCUACCCUUCACCUACAAACAGAUCAUUUUAAACCCCUCAUCAGAACACAAUGUAAUCCUCAUAUAAAAUUUUUCAUAUGUUCUGUCUUUGCUCCAAUGUGCCCAGAAUCGCUACCACAAGCUGUUACAUCGUGUAAAUCAGUUUGCCAGGAGGUUAAAAAAGAUUGUAUUAAAAUUUUUACCGAAUUUGAUAUUCAAUGGCCAGAGUCUUUAGAUUGUGAUAAAUUUCCAGAGGAACCAUCUUUAUGUAUGAAACCUAAUCCUAUUCAAAUGGAUAAUACCUAUUAUAAUCAUCAUUUUCAACAAAAAUAUGGUUCUAAUAAUAAUUUAGAAACUAUAUUUACAAAUAGACUAGCACCAAGUUGCCCAGCUGAUUUAGUUAAUCUAGAUCCAGGAGAUAGAAAUGCUUCAUGUGCCUUUAAAUGUAAUACUGAUAUUAUGUUUAGUAAAGGACAAAAAAAUGAAGCAGAUUAUUGGUUAUUUAUUAUUUCUAUUAUUAAUAUUACUAUAACUACUUUUACAGUUUUAACAUUUUUAAUUGAUAAAAAAAGAUUUAGAUUUCCGGAAAGAUCAAUCUUUUACAUUGCUGCAUGUUACAUAUUUUACUGUCUACCGUAUCUUCUCAAAUAUGUCUAUUCCUAUGAAAAUGUUGGUUGUAUUUUUACGAAUGGUGGACAAAUUUACCUCAUUGAAUCUGGUGUUGAUAAUCGUUUAUGUACAAUAUCUUUUAUAUUUUCAUACUACUUUUCUAUAGCUGGAUCUUUGUGGUGGCUUACAUUAACUUUAACAUGGUACCUUUCUGCUGGAAAAAAAUGGGUACCUGAGGGUAUAGAAUCAUUUAACAAUUAUUUUCAUCUUUUUACCUGGGGUGUUGCAUCAAUUUUGACGAUGGCAGUUUUGAUAACAAAUAAGAUUGAUGCAUCUGAGUUAACUGGAAUUUGUAGUGUUGGAAAUUUAAAUCCUUUUUCUUUAUUAGCAUUUGUAAUAUUACCAAAAUCAUUUAUAUUAACUGGAAGUGGAUUAAUUGCGUUAGGAUUUAGUAGUCUUUGUAGAGAGAGAGAUUCAUUUAGACAAAGGGGAACUGAUACAACAAAAUUAGAUAAAUUACUAAUAAAAAUGGGUCUUUAUUCACUUUUGUAUAUUGGUCCAAUGUUAGUAACAUUAGCAUGUGAUUUUUAUCAUUAUUUAGUUCUCCAAGAAUGGUAUCCUGCCACAAUAGCAUGUAAAAUGUAUGGUGGUGCUGAUAGAGGUGGUUGUAGAAGGCCUACCAAACCACAAUAUGAAAUUUAUAUUCUUGGAAUUGGAAUGCAAAUGCUUAUAGGUAUCUCAACAUCAAUAUGGAUCAUGAGUUUAAAAACAAUUACAGCAUGGAAAAAUUUUAUUUGUUGUAGGAAAGAAGAUAAAUUUAAAAAAAUUCAAGAACCACAAAAAGUUUUACUUCAUAAAGUUCCAAGUGGUGCUUUGUAUCAUCCACUCAUUCCUAGUGGUAAUCCACCUCCACCACCUCCAACUCAAGCAACAUCUAGUACAAUACAAUAUAUUCCUUGUGGAAUAAAUAAUUCUGGAAUACCAACAAAUUGGAACACAGGAAAAUUAUUAUGA